This is a messenger RNA of Melospiza melodia melodia, 2666 nucleotides long. It is a transcript of the gene ARL13A, whose product is annotated as ADP ribosylation factor like GTPase 13A. The record is from RefSeq and is a predicted model, not a curated record. Gene Ontology annotation, biological process: non-motile cilium assembly; receptor localization to non-motile cilium. The transcript is spliced from 8 exons. NCBI's taxonomy places the organism in Eukaryota, Metazoa, Chordata, Aves, Passeriformes, Passerellidae. Gene Ontology annotation, molecular function: GTP binding; GTPase activity. Bases 1 to 1317 code for a protein of 438 amino acids. Gene Ontology annotation, cellular component: non-motile cilium; motile cilium; ciliary membrane.
AUGUUCCACCUCUUCUCCCACUGCUGCUCGUGGCUGCAGGCCAUGCAGGAGCCUGUCAGGAAGGUGACCCUCCUUGUCAUGGGGCUGGACAAUGCGGGGAAAACCUCCGUCAUCGCGGACAUGGAGAGAGCGCUGCCCGGGGAGGCGCUGCCCGGGGCGCAGCCCGGCCAGAGCCGCCUGCGGCUGGACAGGUUCGAGGUGACGCUGCGGGACCUGCCCGGGGCUCAGCGCUCCCGCAGCGCCUGGCGCAGCCACUACAGCGAGGCGCACGGGCUGCUCUUCGUGCUGGACUCCGCUGACCUGGCGCGGAUGGAGGAGGCCCGCAAGGUGCUGGGCCGCGUCCUGAGCCACCCCGACGCGUCCGGGAAGCCGCUCUUGCUGCUGGCCAACAAGCAGGACGCGCCGGCCGCGCUGCUGCCCUGCGAGCUGAUCGAGCGCCUGUGCCUGGAGCGCCUGGUCAACGAGCACCGCUCUCCGUGCCGCAUCGUGAGUGCGGGGCUGGCCCGCUCCCGUUCCCGGUCCCUGCUCCCGCUGCCCCCUCCGGGCGCUCCCGUUCCCCCUGCCCGAUCCCGCUCCCGCUCCCCGUUCCCGUACCCGCGCUCCCCGCGCCGAUCCCCGCUCUCCCGUUCCCCGCAGGAGCCGUGUGUCGCCAAGCGGGUCCCGCCCGCCGGCCCGGCCCGCACCACGCUGCAGGGGCUGCGCUGGCUGCUCCGCGCCGCCGCCGCCGCCCCGGGCCCGCCGGACGCCGCCCCGGUGCCUCCCGCCGCCCCUCGGGCCGCCCGCGGCCGCCCGCCCGCCCGCAGGGACCGGCCGCUGCCCGGGGAGGAGAACGGGGAGCCCCGCGCCGUGCGCCCCGGCUGCCGCCUCCUGCCCCUGGUGAGUGAGGGAGCGAUGGGACCGGGAUGCACGGGGGCGAGAGGGGCUCUGCCGCCUCCCCUCAUCCCCCUUCCCUGCCAGGAGGAGAGCGCCAAGGGCCCCAGGAGGAGGAAGAGGAAGGUGAAGAAGAAGGGCUUGGGGCAGGCAGGCCCAGCCGAGGAGCCGGAGGGGCCGGGAGCAGGGGCUGCCGGGGGGCUGCUGCUCCCCAACAGGGUCGGGCAGGAGGAGCCCUCAGCUGUCGGGACGGGCACCCCGCACCCAGCACAGAGUAUGAAAAAGAAAAAAAAGAAGAAAAUCAAGAAUAAAAUCAAGUCUCGGGAACCUUCUCUGGAGCAGCAGCGUGAGGAGGUCUCAAGCACCUUUGACUUGUACCGCCGGGCCAUGCUGGCCCUGAAGAUGAGGCAGCAGCAGAGGAAGCAGCCGUCGGCCAUCGCUCCCUGAGCAGGGAGGCACCGAGCGCGGGCUGUGGUCCCGAGGAGCCGGGCUGCAGGGCAGGGCAGAGCUGGGAAAGGGGUCCUGGGGCACAAACUGCAUCUUUGUCCCCUGCGCGGCUGAAAACCAGGGAUCCGCAGGGCCAACCAAAAGUCCCUUUGUAAAACGCCUCUGGCAGCAGCCCCGAGUGAAAAGGGAACAGCCGGCCCCUUGCUGCCCCCUGUUAGCAUUCCCUGGAAGACUCCGACGAAACACGGAUCGGUCUGUGUGGAGAGGGAGAUCCGAGCAAACACCAGGGGGAAAGCUCGUCCCUUUUAUUGCCCUGCGCCGGGGAAAGCUGUGCUCGCAGGUCAGGGCUGACCCGGGCCGGCACUCCCUGCCUGCUGCCCGGAACGGUCCCGUUCCCUGCUGGUGACCCAGGGAGGGCAGCCCUGGGCAGUCUGCAGAGGAGCUCCACAUCUGGCAGGGCUCGGGACCCGCUUCCCACGCUGCAGGAAGGUGGUGCCCGUGUUUGUGCACCCUGCUGCCGGUCAGUGAACAUUUACAUUCAAAGGCAGCUGGUGGCAGAGGCUCCAUACCCAGGAGUGACCCUGCCACCCUUCCAGGAGGGACACUGUCGCUGGCAGCCUGGUCCUCUGCUGCUGCAGGUGACACGGGACAGCAGCAGCACCCCUGUCUGAGCCCAGCCUGUGACACUGUGACACCCCCUGUUUGCCAGAGCAGCAGCAGCACGCCUGUCUGAGCACAGCCUGUGACACACUGUGUGUGCAGAGCAGCAGCAGCACACCUGGCCGAGCUCAGACUGUGACACACUGUGUGUGCAGAGCAGCAGCACAGCCUGUGACAGACACACUGUGUGUGCAGAGCAGCAGCAGCACACCUGGCCGAGCUCAGACUGUGACACUCUGUGUGUGCAGAACAGCAGCACAGCCUGUGACAGACACACUGUGUGUGCAGAGCAGCAGCAGCACACCUGGCCGAGCCCAACCUGUGACACACCGUGUCUGCCAGGCUGCACGGCAGGCACAGCUGCCCUCAGCCCUGGAAACACUCCACCUGGAGUCCAGGGUUGGUGUUUUUCUCGUGGCACCUGCAGCAGGCAGCGUUGGAAGCUGGGGUGUGCGUUAGUCACCUCUGCUCCCCUGUUACUCAUUAACGGGCUCUGCCUCUGCCGACCAGGGAAAGGCAAAUCAAGGGAGCCCUUCCCUGGGCAGGGCUGGAAAGUGAAAGGAAGAGAAAGUGGCUGCUCUGCCUUGCCAGCCUGCCAUAAAGCUCUGACUCGGGGGUUAUUUGUAAAUAAACUGUAAAUAACAGCAGCAGAAGUUGAUACUGCCCUGUAAAUACAGCACUUUCAGCAA